UUUUGUUUUCUCUUUUGCAGAUGACACGAUUGGUGCUGCCUGGUAUGGUGGAAAGAUCUAAAGGGGCAAUUCUGAACAUUUCCUCUGCCAGUGGCAUAGCCCCAGUUCCACUGUUGGCCAUCUACUCUGCAACCAAGGCUUUUGCGGAUUUCUUUUCUCAGUGCCUCCAUGAGGAAUAUAAGAGCAAGGGCAUCUUUGUGCAGGUGAGUGGGGUUUGUUUCAAUUGCGUAUCCCUGUUUUUGUGUGGUUUCCACAGCAACUGUUGCCGUCUUGGCAACGAACGAAAAUCACAUUCCUAAGGAAGUGAGUGUGACAUCAGCACACCAUUAAAGACAUGAUUUCUUUCUCUUUUAUGCACUUAAGUCUAGAUUUUAAAAAAUUAUCCCCUAGAAUUCUGAAGUAGGGAU
Leptonychotes weddellii (Weddell seal) is the source of this 407-nucleotide messenger RNA. The record is from RefSeq and is a predicted model, not a curated record. Lineage: Eukaryota; Metazoa; Chordata; Mammalia; Carnivora; Phocidae.